This is a messenger RNA of Anas platyrhynchos (mallard), 1151 nucleotides long. NCBI's taxonomy places the organism in Eukaryota, Metazoa, Chordata, Aves, Anseriformes, Anatidae. The record is from RefSeq and is a predicted model, not a curated record.
GCAGGAGGAGGCGGGAUGGGGAAGGCACCGCCAGCCCCGCUCCCCGCCCCGCUCCCCGCCCGCAGCAGCCCCGGGAGCGCAGCGGCACCUGCUGGCACCGGGACGGGGCCGGGAACCGGGACGGGAAUAGGGUUGGGGUUGGGGUUGGGGCUGGGGGUAGCUCCAUCGCCCCCCUCCCCGGCCGGCUGCCCGCACACCCCCCGGCCGGGAGCAGCUCGGGGAGCCCGCUUUAUAUCCCCUCUGCUUAAGGGGUUCUCCGGCUCUGCUCCCAGCCCUCUCGCAUCCUCCGCCGUUGUCCUGGUGUUUUUGGGGUCUGGGAAAAGCUCCCCCGCGGAAAGCCCUUCCUGCUGCGGCAGGCGGGGGGCAGCGAGGCAGAUUUUAGCCAGGCGGGGAGCGAGGAAAGGGCUGGUUUUCGGACUCAACGAGGUGAAAGCAGGCAGAAGGGAAAGAGGGCAUCGAGGGGGCAAAGGACAAAGCAAGAGCGAGUUUGCUGAGCAGGAAGGGCGGCUGGGUUUGGGGCGUGCUGGAGGCCUGGCUCUUUUCAGCUGCGUGGGUGCCGAUGCCAAUGUGACCGAGGGGCUGCCCUGCGAGGGCUGUGCAGGUAACGUGACGCAGCUGCGGCGGCGGGGCCACUUCUCGCGGUGCCCCGAGGAGUACCGGCACUACUGCGUCAAGGGCAGGUGCCGCUUCCUCGUGGCCGAGGCAGCGCCAGCAUGUGUGUGUGAGCCGGGCUACAUGGGGGCGCGGUGCGAGCUGGUGGACAUCUUCCCCCUGCGGGGCGACCGGGGCCAGAUCGUGGUCAUCUCCCUCAUCGCCGGCAUCAUCGUCCUCAUCAUCUUUGUCGUCUGCACUUGCUUCUGCGUACACCACUGUCGGAAGCAGCGCAGGAAGAGGAAGGAAGAGGAGAUGGAGACGCUGAGCAAGAACCUGCCCUCCAAAAGCGAGGACGUGCUGGAGACGGACGUCGCAUGAAGGUGUAGGGGGCUGCAGGGGGUCGAUGGGGACCUCCCCACCCCCUUUUGGGGGGGCUCUGACAGCUCCCCUGCUCUCCUCUCCCCGCAGCGGCUGCAGGAACCUGCAGGCGGGUCCCAGCGCCGGCUGGAGGGGCGAGGGGUCGCGCUUGUCACGGUGCUAAUAAAAGGGUGACCGCA